ACGGCAAUCUAUGGGGCGCUGCGUGCACGGCGUGCUCUGCGUACGCGCUAUCGGCCGUGGGCGCGCAGGGAGUGGGCCGCGCCGUGCGGAGCGGGCUGGAUGGGUCCUGGCUGCUGCUGCGGGUGUUCAGGUAGCGGUACGGCUCCGGACCGUAGCUAUGCGGGCACGCGGAUGGGCGAGGCCUUGGACAAGCUCUACCGAGUCAAGUACGCCAAGAGCGGCCGCGCUUCAUGCAAGAAAUGCAGCGAGAGCCUCGCCAAGGACCCACUGCAGAUGGCCGUCAUCGUGCAGAACCUUACAAGUCGGCGUCAUUCCUGUGCCUGGCAUUCAGGAUGAUUGCCCCUGGAUGGACCUGAGCUGAACUGGGAGCAUCACAGAAGUGGCAGGGAGUUGCAGAUGGAGAAGCAGACAAGGCCCGACUUUUGAAGACCUGUAUCUUCCACUAAGGUCUUCGAACUUUCCCCUGAAUGGGUGGCCUGCUCUUGAGAAGCUCCCUUCUAGUGCAGGGGUUUUUAACCUGCAAUCUGGGAUUGCAGGUAGAACCCAAACAGUGCAUGAGUUCACAUGAGAAAAAAAUGUACAUCCCUAUCUUCACUAACCUCUAAAUAAAACACAUUCUUUCUCUAAUUAGUAAUGUAAAUCGCAGAGCAAAGGCAUAUUUGCUCCACCUAUGAUUUUGGUCACCUUACAGUAAUUAUGGGCAUUUUCACCUCCCUUUACAUCUGUUGGAGGUUGUCAGAAUAUCAUUUACACUCAUCACAACAAAACUCCAGUAAUUAGAGUGAAUGCUGAAUCUUGCUACAUCCUUCCAAGUUCAACAGUAGCAUAACCCAGUAAACUUUUAAAUGUUUUGGUAAUUAUUUCAGAAUAAUUGGUUUCUUUUGUGAGCCUAUGUGUAUUCUCUGUAUUUUUAAGACACCCGUAGGGUGAUGGCCCCAUUGAGGAACCGAUUCCUGAACCAAAUGAUGUUUAACCUUUCGUGCCUUCAUUUGGCAUGCUUGACAGUGAAAGAAAUUACUAAUAUUAAAAGUUGGUGUGGUGUUCUGUAAUUGGGGUGGAGUUCUAACUUAGAUUGUAAUGUUGGUCUUGUAGGCCAGCUGAGCUGGUGGAGGCGGGAAAGAAAGAAGCCAUUCUUGCCAUUUAGUUUUGAAUACCGCCUUUGGCAUCUGUAUGAGAAGCUUGUUCUUUAAGUGUCAAAUACCUGAUACUUCACCAGGCCUGUCCCGGGCAGCCUCAAGGGGAUGAACCGGGCUUCCAGCCUUUGGACUGGGAUGAGGGGUGUGGAGUGAGGGUGGUGGGAGUGGUGGGGGAUGAGGUGGGCCGAGUGUUCUGCCCUGUCUUGGAUGGGCCUGAGGCAAACAGCGUGGUCUCAUACUGUGUGCCAGUGGCCAGCCGUCUGGGUUAGGCCUGUAGCCUCUGGGUAGGCGGGCAGUGUAAUGGCCUGUUUCACACAGGAGGAAGUAGGCCAGGUGCUGGCUGCGGACUCUGGGACAUGGUGGGUGCUCAGUGUUUGCUGAAUACACAGCCAGCGUCUGCCACUUGCUCAAGCCUUACCUUGUAGCUGCCAAGUGAAAACCAGUCUUGUGACCCUGGUCUAGUUCUCUUCCUGCCAUGUUCUCAGCCUUAAGUUCUCGCUUUAGUCAAAGGUUCCUCCUUCAGAGGGAGUCCCCAAGAUGUUGCUGUGCAUAUGCCCUUGGGCAACAUGUCUGACGCUGCACUGGGUGGGUGGCUGGGGACCAUGGUUUGGAGGGGCAGACGUUGGGGCAGAUGUUGGGCCCUGGCUGAGCCAAGAAGAAAUGCCACCCCCCACAAGUUCCUACAUAGGACAAAGCCACUGAGCCACGCACAUCUGUUCACAGGUGUAAGCUGAGCAUUGCGAGGUGAGGUAGACAAGGGCCCCAAGGCAGGAAGAGCCAGGUUAAGGCCACCGCGGCUGUAGUAAGAUGGGCAGUGCUUGAGGGUGAGUGAGCUGCCGUGGUGGGAACACCAUUCCACUCUGAAGUGCUGUUUGUCGUCUUGUUUGGAGGGAACAUCCUCUCCACAGAAGGAAUGCCCUGUUCUUCCUCCUUCCCCCCAGACCUGGGGCAUUCCACAGAGUGCCAUCUGUGGGCUGGAGUAUCAGUGCUAGCAGGAUGGCAUCGUGCCCCUUGGAGCUUUGACACAGUGCAGGACACAGGCAUUGACCAAAUAGGCAUCCUGGGAGAUAGUUCUGUUGGGCAGGAAAGCAGGUAUGAGCAGGGUGGAGAGAGAAUAAAGGCCCAUAAUGCCCAAUAAAAGGGACUCAGCGAGUAACCAUUUAAAACUAGAGAGCCAGAAAGGACUCACAUCCCCUAACAGUUAUAUCUGUGGGGAGUUUGGACAUGCUGUUUGCUCCCAGCAGGUCCGGAGCCCUGAGCCC
This is a messenger RNA of Manis javanica (Malayan pangolin), 2398 nucleotides long. RefSeq names its product poly [ADP-ribose] polymerase 1-like. The record is from RefSeq and is a predicted model, not a curated record. Gene Ontology annotation, molecular function: zinc ion binding; DNA binding. Lineage: Eukaryota; Metazoa; Chordata; Mammalia; Pholidota; Manidae.